This is a messenger RNA of Monodelphis domestica (gray short-tailed opossum), 2021 nucleotides long. NCBI's taxonomy places the organism in Eukaryota, Metazoa, Chordata, Mammalia, Didelphimorphia, Didelphidae. The record is from RefSeq and is a predicted model, not a curated record.
GAGUCAGACAGGGGAGGGAAUGGGGAGGCGGAAGUGACGCAAGGGCCCGAGCGCCCCGGCCAUGGCGGCGGCGGGAGCGGUGGCAGUGGCGGCGGGAGCAGGGUCUUGAGUGGGAGGGACCGGGGACUGAGUGAGCUUGGCCCGGGAGAUCUCGGGGGUGGUGGUCGACUCCUUGUCACCAUGGCGACACCAGCGAAUGCACAGAGCGCCAGCAAAACGUGGGAACUGAGUCUCUAUGAGCUGCAUCGGACCCCACAGGAAGCCAUUAUGGAUGGCACAGAAAUCGCUGUUUCCCCUCGAUCCCUGCAUUCAGAACUCAUGUGCCCAAUCUGUCUGGACAUGCUGAAGAAUACAAUGACUACAAAAGAGUGUCUCCAUCGCUUUUGCUCUGACUGCAUCGUCACUGCUCUUCGAAGCGGGAACAAGGAGUGCCCCACUUGUAGGAAGAAGCUAGUGUCAAAAAGGUCUCUUCGGCCUGAUCCAAACUUCGAUGCACUGAUUUCCAAGAUUUACCCUAGUCGAGAGGAGUAUGAAGCACAUCAGGACCGGGUCCUCAUCCGACUUAGCCGCCUUCACAACCAGCAAGCACUGAGCUCCAGCAUUGAGGAGGGCCUCCGAAUGCAGGCAAUGCACAGGGCCCAGCGUGUAAGGAGGCCAAUGCCAGAGUCAGACCAGACUACAACAAUGAGUGGUGGGGAGGGAGAGCCUGGUGAGGGAGAGGGAGAUGGGGAUGGAGAAGAUGUUAGCUCAGACUCAGCCCCGGACUCCACUCCUGGACCUGCCCCCAAACGACCCCGACCAGGGGUUGUGGGAAGUAGCAGUGGAGGGACAGGGGGAGGGGCUACUGGAGGAAUGGGUGGGGGAGCAGGCUCUGAAGAUUCUGGAGACCGUGGUGCUCCCCUGGGUGGGGGGACCCUGGGUCCACCAAGCCCACCUGGGGCCCCCAGUCCUCCUGAGCCAGGAGGAGAGAUUGAGCUUGUGUUCCGGCCCCAUCCUCUGCUGGUUGAAAAAGGAGAAUACAGUCAGACAAGGUAUGUGAAGACAACAGGGAAUGCCACAGUUGACCACCUCUCCAAGUACUUAGCUCUAAGGAUUGCACUUGAGCGGAGGCAGCAACAAGAGGCUGGAGAGCCUGGGGCACCAGGUGGAGGAGUCCCAGAAGCUGGAGGACCUGAGGGAGGUGGGGGGGAGGCACCAGGAACUGGAGGAACUGAUGGCCCAGAGGAGCCAGCCUUGCCCAGCCUGGAGGGUGUCAGUGAGAAGCAGUACACCAUCUACAUCGCACCUGGGGGAGGAGCUUUCACGGUGAGAGGAUGGAAGGGAAUGAUUGUGGGGGAGGAAUUGGGGACAGGAGAAGAGUUUAAGAUAAAAUAUGUUCCAUCCACCCUGCCACUAAUCAAUUUUUCUGUCCACUGUUCUCUCACUUUUCUCCUUGUCCUCCCAUUUAUCUCCUAUCACUUUCCUUUUAUUCUUAUUUUCCUUCCAUCCUUCUCCUGAUAUACUUGCAUAUUUUUCUUCAUAUCUCUUUUCUGUUACCUUUUUUUUUUCUUUUCUCCCUACUGAUACCAAUCUUUUCUCCCCUUUACCUUCUUUCUGGUUUAUUCCAUAUCCCCAGACCCUGAAUGGCUCACUGACCCUGGAGUUGGUGAAUGAGAAGUUCUGGAAGGUGUCCAGACCCCUGGAGCUGUGCUAUGCCCCCACUAAGGACCCCAAGUGACCCAAGGGGAUGUGGGUCAUAGGGCUUCUGUGUGUAUGUCCUAAGUCUGCCUCCAGAUCUGUGCCCCAACUCCCAACCCCCACCCUGCCCGGCGGGCCGGCGAGAGGACACCGAUGAGGACAAGUGGCUUUUAUACAAAGUGUCUAUAUCAGAUUCUUCUAUAUUGUACAGAGUGGGGUGUGCAUCCCCAACUCCUUCCUUUUCUACUCACCAGUCACCUCCCUUCUGUAAUGGGGAAGUCGUGGAGGGAGGAAAUCCCCCCCUUUACCCCAACAACAACGCAUUUGCUUUUUUUUCUUCCAAA